Messenger RNA from Apaloderma vittatum (bar-tailed trogon), 2106 nucleotides. RefSeq names its product testis- and ovary-specific PAZ domain-containing protein 1-like. The annotation marks the transcript as partial. The record is from RefSeq and is a predicted model, not a curated record. NCBI's taxonomy places the organism in Eukaryota, Metazoa, Chordata, Aves, Trogoniformes, Trogonidae. Gene Ontology annotation, biological process: spermatocyte division; spermatid development. The transcript has 5 exons.
AUGCCGCAGUUAAGGUCAGGGAAGGUGGUAACUGCCAGCGAGGUGAAAUCGACUGACGGGAUUGUUGCCAGCCCAAGCUGUCUGGUUACAGAGGUAGGAUGCGAGCCACAGAGAAAGCUGGUGGUGGAGCAGAGUCCUCUCCUGACACCAAAGAGAAAACCCAAGCAGCCCUUGUCUUCCCGUCUCCAACCUGCCACACUCACCAGUGUUUCCUCUGAGCAGUUUGUUCCUCUCGUGCCAAUCCAGAAAAAGAAAAAGCAAGCAAAGGAAAAAUGGAAAGCAAUUGAUCAAGAUCCCGGUACACAGGCUAUGAAGCAGCUUAAGACAAAUCAAAACAGAUCAGAAGAUUCCAAGGAAAAGGAGCCUCACUACUCUGAAUCUCCUAUGGUUGCUACUUCAGAUGGGACUCCAACAGAAAAGAAUCCGUUUGUGAGGUUAGAGGCCUGUAGUUACAUCAAUGCAUUUGUGAGUUCUUCAGCCAGUGGAAGUACCAGUAGUUUUAAGUUAAGUGGAUUCUUCCAUGUAGCCCAGGAUAAAAGUAAGCGUGUUUUUCCUGAUGGUACUGUAGAAGAGAGCGGUAUGAACUGUAAAACUAGUAGAAUGCAAAGCGAGAGGUCACCCAUAAAAGGUAGCUUGUUUAAUGAAGACAAAACUCAAACUGGAGAAGGGUAUUUUUCAUGCUGUCAGUGUGAGAACAGUAAGUGUUUAACGGGAAAAAAGUGGAAUAAUGGUAGAAAGUCAAGAAAAAAGAUUAACAUCAUUGAGAAAUCAACAGUGCAGAACAUUUUUACAGAUGUGGCUAAUGGAUGCAGUGAGUUACAAACAGAAGCGGCAGUUGCUGUGUCAAGCUCCUUUGCAGUCUUAGGACUAAAUCAUAAAGCAAGUACUCUGUCAGCUUCAUGUGAUGAUACAGCAAAUCUUCAUAUGGGAAAAAAUACUUGUGAAGCACAAAAUACAUCAGUCUGGAGAAAGAAUAGUACCAAACUACCUUCAUUUGAGGAUAACUUCAAGAAGACAUCUGAGCUCUCUGUAAUAGCAAAAGAAGAAAAUGCAAACAGUGUGCUGCAUCAUUCUGAUGCCUCAGGCAACCUGAGAGUGCCAGCUUGGGUACAUGGUGCUUCUAAUUGUCACAAAAGCAAAACAAAUGAAAAAUUGAACAAAGCUAAUAAGAAACUGCAGCGGUUUACCUGUCAAAGAACAGUACCUAUGACUGGUAAAAAAGUUUGGCCUUGUGAAUCUUGUGCCAGGACUUCAGAAUGGGUUCAUAAAAAUCACAAGUCCAUCUCAGAAGGAAAAAGACUUUUAAAGGCUGCCUUCAAGGAAUCCUCUGAUAAAAGCAAUGUUAAAGCUAUAGGAAAUAGUGCUGUGACCAAGAAUUUGAGACAGUUUGAUUUGCCCACAUCACCAGCAGAAGUUAAAGAAUCUACACAUGAAAUAACAGAUCCAGAUACCGAAUGUCUGACUUCACUUGAAACACCAGAAUCCUCUUCUAGGAAUAUUUAUGGGACUUUGAGAAUGAGCAAGGAAAAUGUGGAGUCACCAGUUAAUAUAGAUGGAAGUGCUGUGGCUUUUAGCCAUGAUGAUAUGCAAGAAGUUAAAGCAACCUUGAAUUUUCCAACUAAACAAAAAGAUAAAAAUAAACGAUCUCUAAGAAAAAGAAACCUGUCUGUGACAGUCCAAAAUGAUACAUCUACAGUUGAUCACUCUGUUGCAUUAGAAAUAAAUGACAAUAGCAGAUCAAGUGGGGAUCUUUCGCAGCACAAAAGCCAAGAUUUUUCAGAUGUUCUUGAAGCUUACAAAGAAGAUGUUCUUGUCAUUGAUGUGAUUGAGGAUGACCCUGACCUUUUUGGAACCAAUAGUGAAAAGGAACUUGCAUUUGCAGACUUUGAAGAUUGUCCUGUGAAGGUGUCCUAUAUGGGCACCUGUAUUAAGGAAGAAAAGCAAGAUCUUAAGCCUGAAUAUCCUGUUAUGUCAGAAAACAGAGAUUCAGUAGAUGAUAAUUUUAGAGGAAGCAGUCCUUCGGGAGGUAUUACUGAGGGCUUCCUUGAAGAUGGGCGGCUGAGAGAACUAGAUGAACUUUCAGAGAGUUUUGACAUGGAUGAAAAG